UGGGGGUGCAGGUGUGUUGCGUCUCGCAGAAGAUCAGAACUUUGAGUCCAAUUCUCCUGGCCCCACGUGAGCACCUCCGCGAUGGUUCUGGGCGGGAAGGAGGGAGUCUGAGGAUCCGGUCCACCGCCGCCCCCACCCCCUCCUCCUCCUUCAUCGGUCCAUCAUGUUCCAGCAGCUCGGUACCAACAAGAAAUGUUUCAGCAUCGAGGCUCUGGUCGGGAAGGACGCCACCGGUUCCGAAGAGCCCAUCCGGCCCACGGCGCUCCGCUUCCCCGAGGCCAUGCACCCCGCCGCCGCCGCCGCAGUGGGGGUUCUAGGCUCCUGCGGGCGGACUUUGUACGCGAGCGGAUCGGAGCUUCUGCUCCGGGAGCCCGGGGCGCACGCGCCCGGUCCCGGUGGGCUUUACAUGCACGCGUUGCACGUGGGCCCGCAGAACCUGAUCGGGCGUCCUCAUCAAAACCCGCUCGGCCUUUUCCCGCCAUGGAUCCUUCGGAACCGGUACUUUCAAGGUGACGGCGGCGGUGGCGGCGGCGCGGAGAACCUGCUGCUGCACGCCCCAUUCUCCAGGAAACCCAAACGGAUCCGCACGGCCUUCUCGCCCUCGCAGCUGCUGCGUCUGGAACGAGCCUUUGAGAAGAACCACUACGUGGUCGGCGCCGAGAGGAAGCAGCUGGCCGGCGGACUCUGCCUGACCGAGACGCAGGUGAAGGUUUGGUUCCAGAACCGCAGAACCAAACACAAACGUCAGAAGUUGGAGGAGGAGACAGCUGAGACGCAGCACAAAAGGUCAAAGGCCAGCCAGCACGUCAGUCGAUGGCGAGUGGCCACGCAGCAGGCGGCCUGCGAAGACGUCGACGUCGUCAGCGACGACUAGACUGAGUCGAACACGCGCGCUCACGGACCAAUGGUCAGGAACAAACAACGCGGCAUGAAAGGCUACGUGGCUAAUGCUAAUCACGCAACGUACAUGUUACAUACGCACGUGUUGUACGACAUGACGGAGAAGCUUCAUCGUUUUGACGUCUUUCAAGGUGGCUCUUGAACGCACCCCCAGGCUGACGUCAGCCUCAAGGACGCUCUUCGCACUUAGCGACCGAAAAAUGGCAAAUGUUAAAACACGUUUUGUGACGCACCUCCUGCUCAGUCAGGUCACGUGAUUAAAGGGAAAAAACUAACGCUAACACACACACACACGCACGCACGCACACGCACACACACUGCAGGACUUCCAUGAAGUGAAGCAAAGGUUGAGAAUUGAUUGAGAACAAAAAUAAAAUGUUAUUUUUUUUUGCAUGUCGUGAAGUUGAAAAUGUGCCAAGAAAAAAAACAGUCUAAUGAAAUAAAAAUGUGAGUUAAGUAUGAAACAUUUCCUAUUGAGGCAAGAACUGAAGGUGUCAAUCAAUCAAUCGAUGGCUGAUCAGUGCUUUUUUGGGGGGUUAUUUAUGUAAAAAAAACCUGUAUUCUAUGCAUCUUUAAUAAUAUUCAUGUUUUUUUCCUUCGCUUCCGUUGUCUCGGUCAUCUCCAGUAGCUCUUCCGCCUUGCAGAUCGUCCGCUCCCGCUGGGGACUCCUCCGAAAGGGGGCGGAGACAACUUUGUACUUCCUGUGUUGAGGCU
Messenger RNA from Dunckerocampus dactyliophorus (ringed pipefish), 1614 nucleotides. Its product is annotated as homeobox protein EMX1-like. Lineage: Eukaryota; Metazoa; Chordata; Actinopteri; Syngnathiformes; Syngnathidae. Bases 164 to 874 code for a protein of 236 amino acids. The transcript is spliced from 3 exons. Gene Ontology annotation, biological process: regulation of DNA-templated transcription; brain development; central nervous system development. Gene Ontology annotation, molecular function: DNA-binding transcription factor activity, RNA polymerase II-specific; DNA binding. The record is from RefSeq and is a predicted model, not a curated record.